Lasiodiplodia theobromae is the source of this 1494-nucleotide messenger RNA. Its product is annotated as 4-aminobutyrate aminotransferase. NCBI's taxonomy places the organism in Eukaryota, Fungi, Ascomycota, Dothideomycetes, Botryosphaeriales, Botryosphaeriaceae. The coding region runs from base 1 to 1494 and encodes 497 amino acids. Gene Ontology annotation, cellular component: mitochondrion. Gene Ontology annotation, biological process: GABA catabolic process. The record is from RefSeq and is a predicted model, not a curated record. The transcript is spliced from 2 exons. Gene Ontology annotation, molecular function: pyridoxal phosphate binding.
AUGUCUUCCGCCCUUCGCGUUGCCAACACGCUGCGGCCCUGCGCCCAGCGUGCCAUUGCCCGUCCGGCUGCUGCCCUUGCCACCCGCCAGUAUGCUUCGCAGGCCUUCUUCCCCGAUGAGCCUGCUGGCCCUGUUGUCAAGGGCGCCAUCCCCGGUCCCGAGAGCACCAAGGCCAUUCAGAAGCUCGACAAGGUCUUCGAUACCAGGAGCUUGAACAUGAUGGCCGACUACAGGCGCAGCUACGGCAACUACCUUGCCGACCUGGACGGCAACGUCCUCCUGGAUGUCUACGCCCAGAUCGCCUCCAUCCCUGUUGGCUACAACAACGCCGCCCUCCUUCUCGGCGCUAGCUCUCCCGAGAUGGCUAGCGCUAUCAUCAACCGUCCCGCCCUCGGCAACUUCCCCCAGCACGACUGGGCCGACAUCCUCGAGACCGGUAUCCUGAAGGUUGCCCCCAAGGGUCUUGACCAGGUCUUCACCGCCCAGUCUGGCUCUGACGCGAACGAGUUGGCAUACAAGGCGGCUUUCAUGUGGAAGAGGCGUGUCCAGCGUGGCGGUCCCGACGUUGAGUUCACUGCCGAGGAGAUGGAGUCGGCUAUGAACAACACCGUCCCCGGUGCCCCCAAGCUGUCCAUCAUGUCCUUCAAGUCCGGUUUCCACGGUCGUCUCUUCGGCUCCCUCUCCACCACCCGCAGCAAGCCCAUCCACAAGCUUGACAUCCCUGCCUUCGACUGGCCCCAGGCUCCCUUCCCCAGCCUGAAGUACCCUCUUGACCAGCACGCUGCUGAGAACGCCGCUGAGGAGAAGCGCUGCCUUGAGGAGACCGAGCGUCUCAUCAAGGAGUUCCACAACCCUCCUGCGGCCAUCAUCAUCGAGCCCAUCCAGUCCGAGGGUGGUGACAACCACGCCUCGCCCGAGUUCUUCCGCGGUCUCCGCGAGAUCACCAAGCGCAACGACGUCCUCAUGAUCGUCGACGAGGUCCAGACUGGUGUCGGUGCCACCGGCAAGUUCUGGGCUCACGAGCACUGGAACCUCCAGUCUCCUCCCGACAUGGUCACCUUCUCCAAGAAGGCCCAGACCGCCGGUUACUACUUCGCCCGCGACGACCUGAAGCCCAACAAGCCUUACCGCCAGUUCAACACCUGGAUGGGUGACCCAGCCCGCGCUCUGCUGUUCCGCGGCAUCAUCAACGAGAUUGAGCGUCUCAACCUCGUCGAGAACACCGCCCAGACCGGUGACUACCUGUACGCCGGCCUCGAGCGCCUGGCCUCGCAGUACCCCAACGAGAUCCAGAACCUGCGUGGUAAGGGCCAGGGUACCUUCAUCGCCUGGGACAGCCCCCGCCGCGACGAGGUGCUCAAGAGCGCCAAGGGUGUCGGCAUCAACAUCGGUGGCAGCGGUGUCGCCGCCGUCCGCUUGAGGCCCAUGCUCAUCUUCCAGAAGCACCACGCCGACAUCUUCCUUGAGCGCCUCGAGCAGGUCAUCAAGGCAUAG